Molecule: messenger RNA, 1221 nt
Organism: Pseudopipra pipra
Lineage: Eukaryota; Metazoa; Chordata; Aves; Passeriformes; Pipridae
Product: hydrocephalus-inducing protein homolog
Exons: 9
Coding region: 112-1221 (369 amino acids)
Biological process (GO): cilium movement; axonemal central apparatus assembly
Cellular component (GO): axoneme
Source: RefSeq, a predicted model, not a curated record
GCAAGUGAAGCUGGGGGUCAGUCCCCAGGAGCUGCAUUUCAACAAACUGCUUCUGCACAGGACUGAGACCCAGACCCUGGUCCUGAGAAACGACAGCCCACUGCCCAUGGCAUGGCAUCUCAGUGGGUGGACGACCUUGGAGAUGAGUUCUCUGCAUCGCAAGGCAGGGGCAUCGUUGGGCCCCGCACAGACUUUGAGGUGAAGCUGAAUUUCAAGGCCGAGAAGAUUGGCAUCACAAAUAAGAUGAUCCAACUAGAGGUUUCAGAUACAGAAAACAUCCUGGGCAUUGUUCAGGCUGAAACCAUCAAAGUCUCUGUGGAGGUCUACGAUGUUAAUCUGAGCAUCAACAUGCCUGAAGGUCCAGAUGGCAGCUUGGAAUUUGGAACCAUUAAUGUCCUGGAUAAUAAGAAGCAAGUCCUGAGUCUGCAGAACAAAGGCUUAUAUGACUUUGAGUACAGUUUCAAGCUGACCACUGGAAGUGCCAAGAGGGGUGACUUGGAAUCUCCCUUCACUGUCCGGCCGCAGGGGGCUGUGCUGAAAGCCUCCCAGCCACCUGUGAAAGUUGAGGUCCUCUUCCACCCCACGACUGAAGUGUUUCUCGAGAGCAAACCCAUCCUGCUCUGCCAGGUCAUUGAUCUCAAAUCGGGUCAAGGAGGCGAGACCGUUGCCACCAUCCCAGUGAGGGUGUCGGCGAGAGCUGUGUACAGCAAGUACAGCAUCGAGCCUGCCUCGCCCAUCGACUUCGGUGCCAUGGUUAAGGGCACCAAGAAGAGCCAGGUCUUAAUUGUGGAGAACAAAGGCGCCCUCAACUUCAAAUUCCUCAUCCGCCAAGCACCUCCACUGCAAAGUUCACAGCAAGAGGAAUCUGCCCCCUCGGUCAGGGAAAGAAAACGUUCCACACAGGCUCAGCUCACUGCAGGUGUGUUCACGGUGUCCCCUUGCUCCGGCUCCGUCGGUCCUGGGGGCCAGCAGAAGAUCACAGUGGAUUGCAACACAGGAGCAGAGGGGAAAUGCGAGGAGCAGCUGUACAUUGACAUCAGCAACAGAGACCCCAAGGACAAUCCCCUCGGCAUUCCCUUUACCCUGACUGCCGAGUCCUGCUUCCCAGCGCUUGUUGAAGACGUCACGUCCAUCUUUGAGCAGUACCCGAUCCACAGCAACGUCAAUCUCCACCAGACGUUACAGUCGGUGCAAGGCCAACGGUGUGUUCAUCAGAGAUGA